UCCGCCUCGUCUAAUGAAACUGAGUCCGUCUCCCGCUCGCGGAAUUGUUGUAGCAGCACGUCCCUCGACGCACUCCCCAACCUACGAAGCGCUCCUCCGCGCCGGGCCCCGCCUCCGCCCUUUGCAGCAGGUUCACGCUCGCAUCGUCGUCGUCGGCCUCCACCGCACCCGCUCCCUCGUCACCAAGCUCCUCACCCUCGCCCUUUCGUCGUCCUCCUCCGCAUCCGUCGCGGCCUACGCCCGCGCGCUCUUCCUUUCAGUACCCGACCCGGAUGCCUUCCUCUUCAGCUCCUUCAUCGCAGCCGCUGCAAGAUCCGGACGUCCUGCCGACGCCAUCGCCUUCUACCGCCGAAUGUCCGCCGCCGGGUUUGAUCCUUCGAAUUACACCUUCACCUCCGUCGUCAAAGCCUGCGCCGAUCUCGCCGCGUCCAGGACUGGCCGAGUUGUGCACUCGAGGUCCCUGGUCGAGGGGUUCGAGUCCGAUGGGUUCGUUCAGACGGCGUUGGUGGUUUUCUACGCCAAGUCGGCGAACUUGCACAUUGCACGGAAGCUAUUCGACAGAAUUCCUAAGAGGACCGUCGUUGCUUGGAACGCGAUGAUUGCUGGGUACGAACAGAACGGGCUCGCCGAGGAAGCUGUUGUCACCUUUCGAAAGAUGCAGGAGGCAGGCGAGGAGCCGGAUUCAACCACUCUGGUGAGCUUGCUGUCUGCUUGCUCUCAUAUCGGAGCCUUCAAUCUUGGCCAGUGGGUGAAUGACUAUAUAGAACACAAAGGUUUGAAGGUCAAUGUGGUCCUUGGCACUUCACUAAUCCACAUGUAUGCUCGGUGCGGACAUGUAGAAAAGGCUCGAAAGGUGUUCGAUGAAAUGCCAGAAAGAAACAUAGUUACUUGGACCGCAAUGAUGUCAGGGUAUGGGAUGCAUGGACAUGGACAGCAAGCGAUCGAACUCUUUCAGCAGAUGAGAUUAAGUGGUCUGUUGCCCAAUGAUGUAACAUUUGUAGCGAUCCUAUCUGCUUGUGCACAUGCAGGACUCAUAUGCGAGGGACGGGAGGCCUUUGUGUCUAUGAAGCUAGACUACGGUCUGGUGCCGCGGGUGGAGCACCAGGCUUGCAUGGUGGACAUGCUCGGCCGAGCUGGGCUCCUGGAUGAAGCAAUGCGUUUCAUAAGGAUAGACAUGGAAGGGAAGGCAAGCGCCGAAGUAUGGACCGCCAUGCUCGGGGCCUGCAAAAUGCACAAGAACUUGAGACUUGCAACAAUGGCGGCGGAGCAACUUCUUGCUAUCGAACCUGAGAAUCCUGCACACUAUGUUCUGCUGUCGAACAUAUAUGCGUCGGUUGGCAGGAUGGAUCAGGUGGAGAAGAUAAGAGACUUAAUGAUCGACAGGCAAUUGAUGAAACAAAUCGGGUAUAGCUCGAUAGAGAUUGACGAAGUGCCCUAUGUCUUCCGCAUGGGAGAUGCAUCUCACCGACAGACCAUGGAAAUCUACAGGUAUUUGGAUGGAUUGAUGGAUAAGAUCAAGGAAGCAGGCUAUUUGCCGGAAACUGGUGCGGCAUUGCACGAACUGGAGGAAGAGGAAAGGGAAGUUGCACUCAGAUUCCACAGCGAGAAGUUGGCCGUGGCAUUUGGGCUCAUGACUACCUCUCAGAGUACAAUCAUUAAGAUUUUUAAGAACUUGAGGAUGUGCGGCGAUUGCCAUUCAGCUUUCAAGUUCAUAUCGCUUGUGUCGAGGAGAGCAAUUGUUGUCAGAGAUAACCGUCGGUUUCAUCAUUUUGAACAGGGCUUUUGUUCUUGUCAAGAUUAUUGGUAAUAGAGCAUGCAUCUUACACCAUCGUUAACAUGGUCGAUGGACAAAAAUCAUUUGAAAAGCUGCACAGACGAGAUGAUAAAUAGUGGAACUCACAUCAACCUUUUUGUACAAGUCAACAAUACGUUGUUUUCUCAUUCUCCAUCGUGGACGCUUCACAGUCCAUUAAACAAUUGCUUCCCAAAUGAACUGCAAGGGUGAAUUAGUGGUCUCAUAAACUCUGUUUUCUGCGGACAGCCAAGCACUAACUGGAUCCAAUCCACCACCUCAGUUAAAGUUUUUGUUCUAGAUCCUAUCCAACUACUUUCUCUUUCUCGACAUGACGGGCGCUCGGGCGUUGAGCCGCACGAGCUCAGGCGACGUCCGCAUCGGCGGUGGCCGAGGCGGCGUUGGAUUCUGCGGCCGCAACUUUUGCUUCGCCGCCUUCAUCCUCGCGGUUGUCGUCUUAACCGUCCUCGUCUCCAUCUACCAGCCUGCCGAUCCACUCCUCCGACCCCCCGCCGCCGCCUCCCAGCUCACCUCCUUCCUCGCUUCCACCUCCAACGCAACUUUCCUCCCCGACGGCUCGGUCCUCCGCACGGGCGAAGACUUCCUCAAUUCCUCUUCUUCCGCUGCCGCUCCAUUCAUUGGCAUAUCCGACAUCAACUCCAGCUCGUCCAAUGGCGCCGCCGUCGUCCCCGCCUGUGACCCCGCUGCCCCUAUCGACUGCGGAGACCCGGAGCUCUUCCACCUUCUGAUGCGGGCUGCCAUCGAGGCCCUCCCGGAUCUCCACUUCUACCGCUUUGGAAAGCCGGUGGCUGUCGCCGGGGACCCGGGGUCCUGCGACAUUGAUUGGCGGUUCCGUCCUAAGGACGCCGUCCAACCCAUGCUCUAUAAAGACUUCCGCCGCUUCCACCUGAGCCGAUCCCCAAAUUGCGCCGUCUCCGUCUCCAAGAUCGAGGCUUUUCACUCGGGCAUAGGCGCCCGCAAAAAGGCCGAUGAGGCGGCCAACGCGACAGAGCUUGUUGUCGGGGAGCCGCUCGAAGAUUCCCUCCCGGCAGUCAUUUCCGAGGCUGCUUUCGCUGCAGGCCGAUACCUCUUGUACGCGGGCGGCGGUGACCGCUGCAAGAGCAUGAACCACUACCUAUGGAGCUUCCUCUGCGCACUAGGCGAAGCGCAGUUCUUGAACCGAACUCUGGUCAUGAACAUGGACCUUUGCCUCUCCUCAAUGUACACCGGAAGGGGCCAGGACGAGGAAGGCAAGGACUUCAGGUUCUACUUCGACUUCGAACGCUUGAAGAAAUCUGCUUCGGUGAUAGAGCAGGGCCAUUUCUGGACCGAAUGGGGGAAACGGCACAAGCAGGACGGGUUAAAACUCUACUAUGUGGACGACAUCAAGGUCAUGCCCAUGUCGCUCGUCGGCGUCAACGACUCAUUGAUCAUGAGGCAGUUCAGCGAGGUCGAGCCGGAUAACUACUGGUACAGAGUGUGCGAGGGCAAGACGGAGUCCGUCAUCCAACGACCAUGGCACCUCUUGUGGAAGUCCCGGAGGUUAAUGGACAUAGUGUCUGCUAUCACGUCGAGGAUGAACUGGGACUUCGAUUCGGUUCACCUCGUAAGAGGGGAGAAGGCGAAGAACACCGAGAUCUGGCCCAACCUCGCUGCUGAUACUUCACUGGAGAAGCUUCUUGUUACGCUCAAGGAUAAGGUUGAGGAGGGAAGGCAGUUGUACAUUGCCACCAGGGAGCCUGAUACUUCCUCGUUUGAGCCUUUGAAGGAGGCGUAUUCAACAUACUUCCUUGAUGAUUUCAAGGACUUAUGGGAUGAGAACAGUGAGUGGUAUUUAGAGUCCAAGGAGCUCAAUAAUGGUGUUCCUGUGGAAUUUGAUGGCUACAUGAGAAUUGAGGUGGACACUGAAGUGUUCUUGAGGGGGAAGAAGCAAUUGGAGACUUUCAAUGACCUCACCAGUGAUUGCAGGCAUGGUGUUCAUACCUGUUGAUUGUUUUUCAAUGAGAAUUGAGAACCAGGAUGGCAAGCAUGGGUUUUAAACCUGAACAAGUUGAUUCCACACUAGCACAGACAGAAAGUAUGUAAAAGCUUUCUUGAUCUUUUAUAAUAGUUGCUCUCAUAUCAGUCUCUGCAAAUUAUAUAAGGUUUUCUUGUCAUCCAUGUUCUUUAAAUCAUUCUAAUGUACUACUUGCAGAAUCAUUCUGCUCUA
This is a messenger RNA of Zingiber officinale, 4001 nucleotides long. RefSeq lists its product as uncharacterized. The transcript has a single exon. The coding region runs from base 2124 to 3782 and encodes 552 amino acids. NCBI's taxonomy places the organism in Eukaryota, Viridiplantae, Streptophyta, Magnoliopsida, Zingiberales, Zingiberaceae. The record is from RefSeq and is a predicted model, not a curated record. Gene Ontology annotation, cellular component: Golgi apparatus.